AGGCUACACUCCUGAGUAGGAGGUAAACAUUGUAUAGUGCGAUUGGUCAUCCUCGGGUUCUUUGCUUUUUCUUGUUUUCGAUCUCAGUUAGGUCCCAGUGAAUCUACCAAACGCUAUACCGAGGAUAUUUUUUAUCCGUUCGAUAACUUUUUCAUUUAUUUUGUCGGUCGCUUGUGCUUGGACAUUUGAGUAUUCAAACGCGGCGGCAAAAAUUUUAAAAAAUAAUUAUUAUAAUUAAUAAUAAUUAAAUAAAUAUAUACAUUUUUAUACGUACGAGUUAUGGACCAGUGCAGUUUUGUGCUCGCAAAGUGAAAGUGUCAAAUUUUUAAAAUACAGUUGCAGAAAUUAAAUUUAAAAUGGUGGGCUACUAUCCGGAAGCAAUAGGAGCUCGUGCCCAAUCAUCACAGAUAACGAUGGCGACUCUAGAAGUUAUGAAGCCCGUUAAAAGUUUGGUGUGCAGUCCCGAUUUGACGGUAUUCGCAUCUCAGCCGGUUGACAGAUUGACCGAAACAGCGGAGGAUAAAUCCUACCACUGCUUGCUCUGUCAGAAGACAUUCGACCAGAAAAGUGUCUAUCAGAGUCACCUUAGGUCCCACGGUAAGGAAGGCGAGGACCCGUACCGCUGCAAUAUCUGCAAUAAAACAUUCGCCGUACCGGCCCGUCUAACCCGUCACUACCGUACCCACACGGGGGAAAAACCCUACCAGUGUGAGUACUGCAACAAGUCAUUUUCGGUAAAAGAGAAUCUCAGCGUACAUCGUCGCAUUCAUACUAAAGAGCGGCCAUACAAGUGCGAUGUAUGCGAACGCGCAUUUGAGCACAGCGGUAAAUUACACCGACACAUGAGGAUACACACGGGCGAACGUCCACACAAAUGUUCGGUCUGUGCAAAAACUUUUAUACAAAGCGGCCAGCUGGUUAUUCACAUGCGCACACACACGGGGGAAAAACCUUAUGUGUGUAAGGCCUGUGGCAAAGGAUUCACCUGUUCUAAACAGCUUAAAGUACACACACGCACGCACACAGGUGAAAAACCCUAUACGUGUGAUAUUUGUGGGAAAUCAUUCGGCUAUAAUCAUGUACUGAAGCUCCACCAAGUUGCCCACUAUGGGGAAAAAGUUUACAAAUGUACUCUGUGCCAUGAGACAUUUAAUUCCAAGAAGACAAUGGAGAUGCACAUUAAGACUCACGCCGACUCGGGAACAACGUCACCGCGUGAUUCACCUAUUGAACCGGUGAUCGAGAUAUCGCAGAACGCUGCGGUAAAUUCAAUAAGUGACGCAAGCAGCAUCAUUAGCAGCACCAGUUGCAACAGUAGCAGCAGCAGCAGCAGUGCCAGCAGCAUCAGCAGCGUUUGCAGCAGCAUCAGCAACGGGAAUUGCAGCGACAAAGAGAACAAGACUGAAGACACUCAGGCUUACAUGCACUCACGAGACUUAUCGUACUACCUCUAUCCGCGGGAUCAGUAUCAAGCUCCAAGUCCAUCGGGUGUUAAUCCAGCUCUGCUGGCAGCAGCAGCCGCCGCGGCUGCCGCCGAAGACCGAUCGCUGUUCCAGCCGCCAAUUAUUCCCGCAAAUUCAUCACCAGAAUCUCAAUCCCUGUUUAUCUAUCCCGAGUCAACGGCCUACACGUCUUAUGGACUUCAAAUAAACGAUAUCAGCGGCAACGAUUGUUCAUCGCUGCUCAAUUUACCCGGUAACGAUGCACGGAGAAGAGUCGAGGCUGCUCUGGAAGCUGUUGAAGAGGAACGUCAGCGUGAAUACCACGGCGGUAUUACUGGCGUUAAUCGCAACCAGCAAAUAUUAACACCUCCCAGCAGCAACCCCGUGAGUCCCGCGCCCUCUCCGGAUCCUCUGGAUCUCGCGGUCCCGGUUGUUACGAGACAGACAUUGAUAUUACCACCGCGCAAACGGUGCAAGGCUAUUUUGGAAUCAAUGGAAAGCGAAAGAACGGAGCUGCUGGUCUCUCAGAGACACAGCUCUGUCAUACAAUUCGCUCGCGCUUCUUAGUAAGCUUCGGUUAAUUAUUAAUUUGUUUAAUUAAUAAUUGAUUAUUAUUUAUCUUAAUAGUCUGAAACGUUUAAUUAUGUAUAAAUAUAUAUACACGUAUAUAUAUUUAUAUAUACUCUGGCGAGAUUUAUUCGCCAUCACUUUGCCGAGUUUUAUAGUAUUAGGUUUAUUGAAUAUAUACCGGAUUAUAUAAAUUAUUAAUUAUUAAAAAAUAUAUAUGAAAAAAAAAUAAAUAAUAAAUAUUAGAAGUAAUGUAAAUUCCGUUUGAAUUUAUAAAUAUAUAUAUAUAGACAAAUAACGGAAAUGGUUACAAAUUAAAUAAUUAAGAGUCAUUUUCUAAAGUUAUUUAUUGUAAUUUUCCUUAUUGGGAAGUGUUUUAUUGUGUCGUAUAAAUUGUAAUUAUUUUUUUUUCUCUUUAAUUAAAUUAAUUUGCGUAAAUAUACGCACUACCCGACAUAUUCCAGCCAAUAUGUAAUUUUUAUGCUACAGGAAAAAAAAAUUUCCAGGCGCAGGAAAAAUUUUUUAUUGUGAAAUGGAAAAAAAAAUUUUUUAACUAGACAAAUUUUCUUGAUGAGAAAUAGAGUAAAUAUUUAAUAAAAUAAAAUUUGAAAAAAUUGCGCAUUUAAAAAAUUGAAAAAUUAAUAAGUGCAUUUUUUAUAAAUAUUUUUUUUUUAAUUAUUUACUCUAUUUAUAUACAAUUUUAAAUUUAUCUGAUGUCUGCUACAUUCACACUCGUAUUUUAUUGACGUAAGAAAUUUUUUCUUGGCUCAAUAAAAUUUUCCGUUUCAAUUCAUAGUAAAAAAAAUUUCUAAGGGAAAGUAAAAAUUUUUUUAAAGUGAGUAAAAAUUUUUUGCGUCUAGAAAUUCUUUUUUUUUGUGUAAAAUACGUCUGUAUAUUUAUAGCAUACGAACAUUAAAAAUGUUUAGUACUAUCUUAUAAUUAUUUAUAAUAAUAAUAAAAAUUAUUAUUAUUACUAUUAUUAUUAUUAUUCUUAUUAUUAUUGAGCUAAAAAACAUGUUUUUGUUUGUCUUAAUAACCGAUAAAAUUAUUUAAGCACCAAACAAUUGAUAUCUCUGUGAUAACAACUCCAUACUACCAGAAUACUACGAGAAAAGAAAUAAUAAAAAUAAUAAUAAUAAAAAAAAUAUGAGGGUAGUUGAGCCCACUGCCAGUACAAGAGUAUAAUUAUAGUAAAAAAAAGAAAAUAAAUGAAUAAUGUAAACACACAAGCUUUAAUUUAAUAAAACAAUUGAUAACGAC
Molecule: messenger RNA, 3269 nt
Organism: Microplitis mediator
Lineage: Eukaryota; Metazoa; Arthropoda; Insecta; Hymenoptera; Braconidae
Gene: Kr-h1
Product: Krueppel homolog 1-like
Exons: 2
Coding region: 357-2009 (550 amino acids)
Biological process (GO): regulation of transcription by RNA polymerase II
Molecular function (GO): RNA polymerase II cis-regulatory region sequence-specific DNA binding; DNA-binding transcription factor activity, RNA polymerase II-specific
Source: RefSeq, a predicted model, not a curated record